GUCCCUCUUCCCCACUACCACCCAAUAACAAAAUAAAUACAAAAAGAGAGUGAGAUAACCUGCAACUCGAUUUCGCCCUAAAAUUUCCCCCCAAAAUUCUCCCAAUCUUUCUUAUUUUCUUGGCAAUAAUUCUCAGCCCCAGUGAUGAAAACAGGAUUUCACAUCAACUGUAACUAAGGAAUUCGAUUUUAGUUUCAGCCAUGUGUUAUAGCAAAGCCCCAAAAAUGAACAACAAUGAUGUAAUGAGUGAUAUUUUACUGAGGCUACCAUUGAAGGAUUUGGUGGGAUGCAAAUGUGUCUGCAAAUGGUGGAAUACUCUCAUCUCGGACCCCAUUUUCAAGUUGAAUUAUUCGCUGCGAAACCCUCAGUACAAUAUCUCAGGGUUCUUCCUACAGAAAUUCUUGUACCUUGAGCUGCAUUCGAAAUUGUUGUUCUUUCCUUGUGAAGGACGAGUAGAUGCUGCUCCUAAACCAUCUCUCUCUUUCAUAGAAGAUGAUAAAGGUGUUUGUAUACAACAUUCUUGCAACGGGCUUCUCAUAUGCAGCAGUUUCCGAUGUGGAGAAGAAGAUCGCAAAUACUACAUCUGUAAACCUACUACCAAACAGUAUUUUCCCCUGCCGAAUCUUGAAUGCAGAACUGUAUUUGGCAUUAGCAUUGCAUAUGAUCCUAACAGAUCACCUCAUUACAAGAUUGUUUCCAUUUGUGAUUCAUAUUUAUCGAAAAAUCAUCGCCAGAUAAAGAUAUACAGUCCUGUCACAGGCUCAUGGAAACCCUCAGGUAAACCAUUCACUGUUCCAGACGAAGAUAUGUUGUUCAACCGAGGAGUCUUCUGGAACGGUUCAUUACAUUGGAUUGGCAUGGGAAAUUUGGCACUUCGAUUCGACCCUGAAACAGAACUUAUGCUAACAAUGCCAAUGCCUCCAACACAACGAAAGCCGGGAUAUUUUGGAGAAUCAGGAGGUCAUUUACUUCUAGUCGAAGCCUACGGUCCUCUUACUGUUGGAUUCAACAUAAUGGAGAUGAAAGCUGACUAUUCUGGUUGGUUUGUCAAGUACCAUCUAAUUCUUGAUCAAGUAGCGAGGCGAUGUCAGGCCAUAGAAAGGGCUAACCGGUUAUCGAUCUUACAUAUUGUUCAUAAUCAUGUAGAAGAUGUAGAUGAGUCAUUCAUAGUGAUUCAUGUUCCAGGUGAGUUUGUCUCAUUUAAACUUAGAGAUUAUAGUUUCAUGGAUCUUCAGACAAAUAAUCAUGUGGAUUCAGGGCUAGGAUUAUGGUAUUCCUGGGAGGGAGUUUAUCCUUAUACAAACACUUUCUUUUAUCUUUGAACUUUUUGCUUUAACUUUUUUUUAAUAUAAUUUACAUUUUAAUAAA
Messenger RNA from Gossypium raimondii (Peruvian cotton), 1368 nucleotides. RefSeq names its product F-box protein At5g07610. The transcript is spliced from 2 exons. The record is from RefSeq and is a predicted model, not a curated record. The coding region runs from base 201 to 1322 and encodes 373 amino acids. Gene Ontology annotation, molecular function: protein binding. Lineage: Eukaryota; Viridiplantae; Streptophyta; Magnoliopsida; Malvales; Malvaceae.